Molecule: messenger RNA, 1835 nt
Organism: Otolemur garnettii (small-eared galago)
Lineage: Eukaryota; Metazoa; Chordata; Mammalia; Primates; Galagidae
Gene: TGDS
Product: TDP-glucose 4,6-dehydratase
Exons: 12
Coding region: 128-1195 (355 amino acids)
Biological process (GO): nucleotide-sugar metabolic process
Molecular function (GO): dTDP-glucose 4,6-dehydratase activity
Source: RefSeq, a predicted model, not a curated record
GCUGCUGACGCUAACUGCCCCCUUUAACGUAGUGGGCGAGCGAGGCGCGUCGCAAAAGGUCGCGGUGGAACUUCCUUACGGUCUUCAAACGGGUGCUUUACGGUACCAGGCACUGCCGAACUGGGAGAUGUCGGCGGCUACCUGCGAGGAAGCGUCGGGUCCUGCUAGCGGCUUUGCGAAGCGGGUCCUGGUGACCGGAGGUGCUGGUUUCAUUGCAUCACAUGUGAUUGUCUCUUUGGUAGAAGAUUAUCCAAGCUAUAUGAUCAUAAAUCUAGACAAGUUGGAUUACUGUGCAAGCUUGAAGAAUCUUGAAACCAUUUCUAACAAACAAAACUACAAAUUUAUACAGGGUGACAUUUGUGAUUCUCACUUUGUGAAACUGCUUUUUGAAACAGAGAAAAUAGAUAUAGUACUACAUUUUGCUGCACAAACACACGUAGAUCUGUCAUUUGUACGCGCCUUUGAGUUUACCUAUGUUAAUGUUUACGGCACUCAUGUUUUGGUAAGUGCUGCUCAUGAAGCCAGAGUGGAGAAAUUCAUUUACGUCAGCACAGAUGAAGUAUAUGGAGGCAGUCUUGAUAAGGAAUUUGAUGAAUCUUCACCCAAACAACCUACAAAUCCUUAUGCAUCCUCUAAAGCAGCUGCUGAAUGUUUUGUCCAAUCUUACUGGGAACGAUACAAGUUUCCAGUUGUCAUCACAAGAAGCAGUAAUGUUUAUGGACCACAUCAAUAUCCAGAAAAGGUUAUUCCAAAAUUUAUAUCUUUACUACAGCAUGACAGGAAAUGUUGUAUUCAUGGAUCAGGGCUUCAAACAAGAAAUUUCCUUUAUGCUACUGAUGUAGUAGAAGCAUUUCUCACUGUCCUCAAAAAGGGGAAACCAGGUGAAAUUUAUAACAUUGGAACCAAUUUUGAAAUGUCAGUUAUCCAGCUUGCCAAAGAACUAAUACAACUGAUAAAAGAGACCAAUUCAGAGUCUGAAAUGGAAAAUUGGGUGGAUUAUGUUAAUGAUAGACCUACCAACGACAUGAGAUACCCAAUGAAGUCAGAAAAAAUACAUGGCUUAGGAUGGAGACCUAAAGUGCCUUGGAAAGAAGGAAUAAAGAAAACAAUUGAAUGGUACAGAGAGAAUUUUCACAACUGGAAGAAUGCAGAAAAGGCAUUAGAACCCUUUCCAGUACAGCCACCAUUUACAUAGGACGGUUUUCAGAGAAAGAAGAAAAUUAUCCUACCUCCACAAGUGAUGUGAAACCAGGUGACCAAAUGAGGUGUCCUCUUUUCAUGUGGAAUUAGAUUCAUGACUUCUUUGGAAGACUUUCAGCAUUAGGACAGCAUUUAAAUAUCAAAAUUCUUUCAGAAACCCUUUCUCCAGGAAAUUAGGAAACAGUAGAUAUAGAAAGGCUCUCCCCUAGGAGUGGGCCGGGAAGAAGCUGUCUGCUUUUGAGAACAAGGACUGGCAGUGGCUCUGGGCAAGUGGCACCUUUGCUGGCUUUGAACUCAGUCAGCCUCCCAGCCUUUCCGAAUGCCCAGACAGUCUCUGAAGUUUUCAUUUUUAGACAACAUAGGAUGAGUCAUAUGCCCUAAUUCCAUUUUUUAAAGUUCCGACGUGCUAUAAUUGCUUUUAAAAUGGAAUAAAAUAGAAGCAUAUCUAGUACUUUUUAACUUUGAUAAAUUUAUAAAAUUAAGUUGAAUGCUUUUUUAAAGAAGGAUGUAAAGUUUUUAUGUUUUCAAAAUCAUUUGUUGACCUAUAUAACCUGAGUCAGAGAAAUAGUUUUGUCAUGUAUUUACUGUUUAAAAUAAUUUUAUUUAUAAAAUUGUCAAUAUCUUAAUGUAUUUAA